Molecule: messenger RNA, 1283 nt
Organism: Lobosporangium transversale
Lineage: Eukaryota; Fungi; Mortierellomycota; Mortierellomycetes; Mortierellales; Mortierellaceae
Exons: 6
Coding region: 71-1123 (350 amino acids)
Molecular function (GO): protein binding
Source: RefSeq, a predicted model, not a curated record
GUGGCAUGUAACGCGGAAUGAGGGUUCAAGUCCAAACAAGUCCAUUCAUUUCUGCAGCCCGACAGAGGAGAUGCACAUGGAAUCAGCAUUAACACGGACUUUCACGCCACAGGAACGACUGGCUCAACUGAAAACAACUGAGGCUCUUUACAAUACUGGGCUCUAUACUUCAGCAUUGCUCAUGACGGGCAUUCAUCUCUCUACGGUUCGAAGAGAUGAAAAGUGGUUUCUAUCCAGAGCAUUGGCGCGAUACGCACGCUGUCUGACACGUCUUGAGGAGCAUAAGCGAUCUAUUGAAUACUACUCACAAUCCUUGGAUCUAUACGACUCAUUACUCCCAACAGUUCUUCAAGGACCAAAUCCGAUGUCUGAUAGUGGCAGAUCAACGCCUGUAGGCUCAGUCAAUAGUAAGAUAACAGACACACAGACCUCGGCCACCUCGCAGCCACACCGCACUAUGGAAGCAUCAGGAGUAGUUGGGAAAACAAGUGAAUUAGAAAAUGCCACCAUUGUCUCUGAAGAAGAGCUGGCAAGAGCGCAAUCUAAAGCUAGGCUCAGACAGUUUGUGUCCAGUACAUGGGGAUUAUCCCCAAAGUCUACUAUGGGCACAUCGUCAAAAGUACGAUCAAGGUCUAAUGCGACCAAUGAUACUGAAUCACGACCAUCCAUUCCGGCUGUAGUGCCUCAGUCGACAACGAUGAAGCGACGUCUGGAAUCGCGAGCAGGGUCGCCAUCAGCUGAGCUACAAAACAUUAAUGGAGACCUGACACGUCCAGAAAAUAUGUCGAAAGAGCAUAAGGAAAAAAUGUUGAGGACUGGAUCAACGCCAUCUGAGACAACUAAGGAGAAUAGUCAAAAGAUGAAUCAACUUUACCAGCUGGACUUAAUGGGUAGGAGCAUUGAGUUCGAUAUUGAUCAUGCGCGUUCUUGUUUUGAAGCCAAGGAGUAUACCAAGGCAAAGGAUAUUAUUGACAAGAUCCCAGAAAACAAACGAACGGUCGAUGUUUAUAUCCUACUUACCAAACUCAGCCGCCACAAGCUCAAUAACAUACUCACAGAGAAAUCGUAUUGGGAGUGUAUUGCAGAUCUAUGCCAUGGGGCGCUGUUAGAAUGCAACCACUAGCAAUAGAGGCCUAUGUCCAUUUACUACGUUUUCAAUCGCAUCUACCAACACUUUUGAAUAUGAUUCCUUCAGGCUCUCCAGAAAAACGUUGGAUGGCGCUCUAUCUUCAGGGUACAGAUAAUUUCUUCCGAAUGAAAUAUCAAGGUAACAAUAAAAAGCG